Eruca vesicaria subsp. sativa (arugula) is the source of this 705-nucleotide messenger RNA. Lineage: Eukaryota; Viridiplantae; Streptophyta; Magnoliopsida; Brassicales; Brassicaceae. The record is from the annotation of a GenBank genome assembly.
AUGUCUCAGUGGGCGAUGUCACCAGGAAAAUCAUUGGAAGCAGCUCCUCAGAACUCCUCGAGCCUCAAGCCUCCAAGAGACAAAGGCCUUGGUAAACUACUCAACCUUCGUUUUGAUUUCUUCAGGAGCAAGAAGAAGCCUUCUUCACCAUUAAAACCAAAGACAACAGAAUCUGAUCAUCAGCUGAAACUUAUGAACAAUCGGUUGGUUCAGUGGAGGUUUGUCAAUGCUAGAGCGUCGGCUGAAAACAAUACUCCAAGCAAAGGUAAUAAUGUCAUCAUCAUCACUUCUACUCAUCAAACCUUUUUCCAGAAACAAUUACUCUGUGCAUGGGUUGCUCUUACCAAACUACAAAAUUUGGUUAUACAAGAGAGAGAUAAUCUGCAAAAGAAAAACUUGGAAAUGAAGCUGGCUCAUGUUUUUCUUUCUCAGAAGGAAGAAGCAGUCUCUGAUGCUAUCAUUUCAACUGUGAAUAGUUUUUCUCCUACGAUAGAGGAUAUCGUUGCACUUGCCUCUCAACUUGCUGAAGUGGUGGCACAAGAGAAGUUAAUGCUGGAGGAGUGCCAUGUUCUUAUGAGAAUGAUAUCUGAGUUAGAGAUGGAGGAGAGGAGCUUAAAGUGCUGCCUUAUAAUCAACAGAAUAAGAUUUUGGAUACAAAACUUGUUCAAGACUAGGGCUUUGGUCUCCAUUACUAUUUUGUAUUAG